UUUAGUUGGGUUCUAAUCACGCAUCUCUACUUUCAAUUGAUUCAGCACUUCUCCUACUCUCUUCUUUGUGUGCUUACAGCAGCCACAUACAUACCCAGAUCUGUCAAUUAAGAAGGGUAUCAUUAGACUCGGUAAAGAUGGAUAACCAAUUGACAAGAGAAGAAGGCACAUUGAUUGCCAUGGCAACAUUUGGAUCCUUUUCGCACAGCAGAGGCACAGACAAAGCAGCACAAAUUCACCACAUCAGGUUGCCAUUUCCAUUCUAUCAAUGAAGUUUGAUUUUUUUUGAGCAACAAUAAUAAGAAAGUAGGGUGGAAUAAAAAACCUGGCCAAAUUGCUCUGAAACCAUUUCAAACCCAUCCCCAAUUUCAAAUAGACAUGAAAGACAAUGGAGUGAGGAAACGACUGGAGCAAUGCUUGAGGAGGAAAGGAGUGGUUGGAUCUGGAGGCUCAAUCUCCGUUCUGAACACCAUGGAAGUCGCAAACCCUAAGAAAUGCAAGUGGGAUAGCUCCAUCGCACGCGAUAAUGACAACGACCUUUCUCUCUUGGAAGCCAUUAAGAAAUCUCAGAGCACCGUCGAUGUGCUGGACAUCUGCACCCUCGAAAAACUAGUCUUCUCCUUCAAGCGUCGAUUCAGAAAGAACAUCAAGGCUUGUGUCAAGUACCAAGACCAGUUGGAGCACGUUGCGGAUUCCGAGGUAGACCUCCAUGACGACCUUCGAAAGCUCAAGAUCCUCGUUGAAGCUCUCGAGCUAUACCCCAACCUUGUCAAUCUGAACACCAUCCCUUCUAUACUCAAUCUUUUGUUGCCUGGGUUCGCGAUGAACCCAGCGAACCCAGGCACAUGGGUUCGCCUUUCCAAAUCUGAUUUCCAUAAGGCAAAGAUGACUGUAGUUGAGGCUUAUGUUGGUGGGGAGAAAAUUGAUCCACCUGACAGCAGCUCACAAUUAUCUCAGACACUAACCUCAUUACUUAUUGAAGGCAUUGUACAGAAUUCAAAUGGUAGUGUUUUCACACCAGAGGGUGGUGGAGACGUGGAGGUUUCUGGAUCACCAACUGAGAAGGCAAUUCUUAAGUGGGGAAUCAAGCUUGGUAUGAAAUUUGAUGCUGUUAGAUCAGAAUCAUCUAUCAUUCAUGUUUUCCCAUUCAACUCAGAGAAAAAACGAGGCGGUGUUGCAAUAAUAUCGCCUGACUCAAAAGUACAUAUUCACUGGAAAGGGGCUCCUGAAAUGGUGUUAGCUGCAUGCACACAGUAUCUUGAUGCUAAUGAUAACUUUAUAGCAAUAGAUGAAGACAAGGUUGGAGAAUAUUGCCUUUGUUAUGAUAUGAAUACUGUAAUCUGGAUCGACCUUUUUAUUUUGGGAAUUGGCAAGCAAUUUCAUUGUAAUAAAGCAUAUUUACACUUACACCCGGGCAUACCCAAGGGAUCACUACAUCAAAAUUUCAACUGCAAAAAUUUCAGAAUCUCUCUACAGAACAACUGGCUUAGUCCUCACUUUACCUUGAAAGAUUUUUCUUGACUUUCUUUUCAGU
Rubroshorea leprosula is the source of this 1534-nucleotide messenger RNA. Lineage: Eukaryota; Viridiplantae; Streptophyta; Magnoliopsida; Malvales; Dipterocarpaceae. The record is from the annotation of a GenBank genome assembly.